GCCCCGGUUUGGGCCAACCGACCAGUUAUAAACCCGGGGACCGGUUGCGGGGUGCAGGCAGAGCAAAGCGCGCGCGCGAGCAGAGCGCAACGCUUGGAGGAGACCACGGUUGCAAGCGCGCGCGGUGGGUCGCCAGGACAAACGGAUACCCGGACGGGACGACCCCUAAGACCCCCCCAGCAGAGCCAAGCCCCAGCGAUGACGCUGAAUAAUGUCACCCUGCGCCAAGGCUCAGUGGGCCUGCAGCCACAGCAGCAGCGCUGGAGCAUCCCCGCUGACACCAGGCAUUUGAUGAUCCAGAAAGAGCCCCACCACUGUAGCCCGCAUGGCCGCCCUGCUGCUGCCCCCGAGGACCCUUGCCGCCGAAGCUGGUCCUCUGACUCCACAGACUCUGUCAUCUCCUCGGAGUCAGGCAACACCUACUACCGAGUGGUGCUCAUAGGGGAGCAGGGCGUGGGCAAGUCCACUCUGGCCAAUAUCUUUGCAGGAGUGCAUGAUAGUAUGGACAGUGACUGCGAGGUCCUGGGAGAAGAUACAUAUGAACGGACACUGAUUGUUGAUGGUGAAAGUGCAACCAUUAUACUUCUGGACAUGUGGGAAAAUAAGGGGGAGAAUGAGUGGCUCCAAGACCAUUGCAUGCAAGUGGGUGAUGCCUACCUGAUCGUCUACUCCAUCACAGACCGGGCAAGCUUUGAGAAAGCUUCUGAGCUACGAAUCCAGCUCCGAAGAGCCCGCCAGACAGAGGACAUCCCUAUCAUUUUGGUGGGCAAUAAAAGUGACUUGGUGCGGCGCCGGGAAGUGUCUGUGUCUGAAGGGAGAGCGUGCGCUGUGGUGUUUGACUGCAAAUUCAUUGAAACCUCUGCAGCUGUGCAACACAACGUUAAGGAGCUGUUUGAGGGUAUUGUGCGUCAAGUGCGCCUGCGGCGGGACAGCAAGGAGAAGAACGAGAGGCGACUGGCCUACCAGAAGAGGAGGGAGAGCAUCCCCAGGAAAGCCAGGCGCUUCUGGGGCAAGAUUGUGGCCAAAAACAAUAAGAAUAUGGCCUUCAAGCUCAAGUCCAAAUCCUGCCAUGACCUCUCUGUGCUCUAGGCUGUCAGUCACUCGCUGUCUCCAGUUGGACAUCCCGGAAGGCCACAAGGACUGAUAAUCUAUAUUAGAUUGCACUCUAAGUAUUGUAUGGUGCAGCUUCCCUUGUUGCACCUGGGAAUUCAGUAUGUUAGCCUCAAUGGGAGGGAAGAGUAUUUAUUUGCAGGAAAAAGCCUGAUGUGGCUACUUGGACCCGAGUCUCACAAGAAGUGGUCGUUGGCAUUCAGAUGUGUUUCAUCUCUCCUUUGAAUAGCAGAGAAUUGAAGCCUGCAUGAUCUGCCUCAUGUUCUGACAUGUGAUUUGAGGUCGUGAACAGAGAGAGAGAAAUGGUCAAAAGUUGGGUUCCACAAAGUGAGAAUGUCUUCCUCUCUACCUUAGAUUCAUGGAACUAGGAUAGCGUAUGGACUCAUCAUAAUCAUGACAAUUAUUGCUCCAUAAAGCUGUGAAAAAAAAUGAUGGACCUUGCUGGAAACUAAAGCUUAGUAAACUGCUUUGUUUAAUGAUUACUAUUGGAGAUUCAGAAGUUUGCUAGAUUGGGAAUGGAUUCAUGUACUGCUUACAUGUUCUAAACAAUUAUUUCAGUCUAAGUCUACUUUGCCAAGCUACCUUUUAUUCUUUAUAUUUUUAAGUCAUAGGGCCAUCAUAAAAAUCUUUUUUAAAUCUGUACAAUAACUUGGAGUACAAAAUGUCAAAUUUUUAGGUAUAAUUAUGUCAGAAUUUUUAUAUAAGACCAAAUAUGACUACUUCUAAUACAUUCACACUUGUAUACCACGGCUCUGCUCUAUUUAUUAUUUUGCAAAAUAAUAACCAUUUUAACAUUUGAUAAAACUUAUUUAUGAACAUAUUUCUUUAAAAUGUCCAUUUUAUUACC
Molecule: messenger RNA, 1957 nt
Organism: Suncus etruscus (white-toothed pygmy shrew)
Lineage: Eukaryota; Metazoa; Chordata; Mammalia; Eulipotyphla; Soricidae
Gene: GEM
Product: GTP binding protein overexpressed in skeletal muscle
Exons: 5
Coding region: 199-1089 (296 amino acids)
Biological process (GO): negative regulation of high voltage-gated calcium channel activity
Cellular component (GO): plasma membrane
Molecular function (GO): GTPase activity; GTP binding; calcium channel regulator activity
Source: RefSeq, a predicted model, not a curated record